GCACUGUGCUUGCCAAGCAAAGUCAAAGCAAAGUCAUUCGUAUAAAUGGCUUGAAGACUUCAAGCAUUUAGAUCUUCACAGUCCUUUAAUCUUCACUUCAUCCACUCAAACACAUAUCUUUAGCCUAAUUUCAUUACUAUCAUGUUAACUUCUUUUACACGCUUCACAGUCGCUCUUGCUCUCACAUUCUCUGUUUUCGGUGCUGCUAUUCCAGUGACCACCGAUACCACCACUACUUCUUCUGCUCGGACUACCCCUGUUGGUGCUCUGUGGAAGAACAAUGUUCAUGAGAAGGUCACUGCAGCACCUGCACAAACAGCCAUCGCAGAAGGUGAUCUUUCAAACAUGUCUAGUCGGAAUCUUUUAUUAACAGUCUCAUCAGGCAGACUUGCUCCUUCCCGGCGGUCCGGUGAGCUCUGGAAGGGGAUCGAGCACGAAGAGGUAGCACGAGACGCACCCUCUCGCAGAUCUGGCGAGCUCUGGCGCGGACUUGAACAUGUGGAGAUUUCCACUUCCCCUGAGGCUUGAGUUAUAUUGCGUCAUCUAGAUAUCAGUACUCUAUCCCCCAUGAGCGCUGAGCGAGGAUCCCCGCGUUCCGGCUGU
This is a messenger RNA of Suillus fuscotomentosus, 603 nucleotides long. RefSeq lists its product as uncharacterized. NCBI's taxonomy places the organism in Eukaryota, Fungi, Basidiomycota, Agaricomycetes, Boletales, Suillaceae. The transcript is spliced from 2 exons. The record is from RefSeq and is a predicted model, not a curated record. The coding region runs from base 142 to 528 and encodes 128 amino acids.